GGUGAUGCUGCAGCCAAGAUGGCGCCGGCGGUGGCCGCGGCUGCCUGAGCGCAAUGCUCCCGGUCCCUGGCGGCAGCGGUGGCGGCUGUGGCCUCGGCCGGGGCCUCAGGUCUGUCCCGGGCGUGAGUGCUCACGCGCCUCUCCUCCGGCCGGGUUAACCCAGACAAAGAGGAGACGGCCACGAAGAGAGGAGGCAGUGAGGAACGGAGAGAGAGCGCGGCGCCCCCCGCUUCGGCACCAUGGCUGGGCUCAUCAAGAAACAGAUCCUGAAGCACCUCUCCAGAUUUACCAAAAAUUUAUCUCCUGACAAGAUAAAUCUAAGUACCCUUAAAGGAGAAGGUGAACUGAAGAAUUUGGAGUUGGAUGAAGAGGUGCUCCAGAAUAUGUUGGAUUUGCCAACAUGGCUUGCUAUCAACAAAGUUUUUUGUAAUAAAGCAUCAAUUAGGAUACCAUGGACAAAACUGAAAACACAUCCCAUCUGUUUGUCCUUGGAUAAAGUAAUAAUGGAAAUGAGUACAUGUGAAGAACCACGAAACCCAAAUGGCCCAUCACCAAUUGCAACUGCUUCAGGACAAAGUGAAUACGGCUUUGCUGAAAAAGUAGUUGAGGGAAUUACUGUUUCUGUAAAUUCCAUUGUCAUCCGCAUUGGAGCAAAAGCCUUCAAUGCAUCCUUUGAACUUUCCCAGCUACGGAUCUAUAGUGUAAAUGCGAACUGGGAACAUGGAGAUUUAAGAUUUGCUCGUAUUCAAGAUCCACAGAGAGGAGAGGUUUUGACCUUUAAGGAAAUAAAUUGGCAGAUGAUUCGAAUAGAGGCAGAUGCUACCCAAAGCUCACAUCUUGAAAUUAUGUGUGCUCCUGUUCGAUUAAUAACCAACCAAUCAAAAAUCAGAGUCACACUUAAAAGAAGAUUAAAGGACUGCAAUGUCAUUGCAACAAAGUUAGUUCUAAUGCUGGAUGACUUAUUAUGGGUUUUAACGGAUUCCCAGUUGAAGGCUAUGGUACAAUAUGCAAAAUCUCUUAGUGAAGCAAUAGAAAAAUCAACAGAACAAAGGAAGAGUAUGGCUCCUGAACCUACACAGAGCUCUACAGUAGCCCCAUCUACCCAGCAAGUGAAGACACCACAGACUUCAAAUGCUCCUGAUCUAAAUGAUGCAAUUGUGAAACUAUUCAAUGACUUUGAUGUUAAAGAAACCUCCCAUCAUUUAGUGAUUUCUCAUCUAGAUCUACACAUAUGUGAUGAUAUUCAUGCUAAAGAAAAAGAGUCAAACAGACGUAUUACUGGAGGGGCUAUGCAACUGUCUUUUACACAGCUAACUAUAGAUUAUUAUCCUUAUCACAAAGCAGGAGAUAGUUGUAAUCAUUGGAUGUAUUUUAGUGAUGCAACCAAAAUAAAAAAUGGUUGGGCCAACGAGUUGUUACAUGAAUUUGAGUGCAACGUUGAAAUGCUUAAACAGGCUGUAAAGGAUCAUGAUGUAGGUUCACCUCCUGAAUCCCCAACACAUGCCUCUCCCCAGCACACACAAACAGAGAAAGACUCAACUCUGAAAGGGACUUCCAAAACGCCUACAGUGUUACCUCAACAAUCCAAAGUUAAGUUAAUGUCUAGUUCUGUUGUGGUUAGACUUGCAGAUUUCAAUAUAUACCAGGUCUCUACAGCAGAACAAUGUCGUUCCUCCCCCAAAAGUAUGAUUUCUUGCAAUAAAAAAUCCCUGUAUCUUCCACAAGAAAUGUCAGCUGUCUAUAUAGAAUUCACAGAAUAUUACUAUCCAGAUGGAAAGGAUUUUCCAAUUCCAUCUCCCAACCUUUAUAGCCAGCUGAAUGCACUACAGUUUACUGUGGAUGAAAGAAGUAUUCUAUGGUUAAAUCAGUUUCUGUUGGAUUUAAAACAGAGUCUUAAUCAGUUUAUGGCUGUGUACAAGUUGAAUGACAAUUCAAAAUCUGAUGAGCAUGUUGAUAUUCGAGUUGAUGGCUUAAUGCUAAAGUUUGUCAUUCCUUCUGAAAUGAAAUCUUCUGAAUGUCAUCAAGAUCAACCACAUGCAAUUUCUAUUCAGAGUUCAGAAAUGAUUGCUACAAAUACAAGAUACUGUUCAAACUGUCGACAUUCUGAUUUAGAAGCUUUGUUUCAAGACUUCAAAGAUUGUGAUUUUUUCAGUAAAACAUAUACCAGUUUCCCCAAAUCUGGUGACAAUUUUAAUCUUCUGCAUCCAAUCUUCCAGAGACAUGCUCAUGAACAAGAUACCAAACUGCAUGAAGUUUAUAAAGGAAAUGUUACUCCUAAGUUGAAUAAAUACACUCUUAAAACUUCUGCUGCCACGGAUGUUUGGGCUGUGUACUUUUCUCAAUUUUGGAUAGAUUAUGAAGGGAUGAAAAGUGGAAAAGGACGACCAAUAAAUUUUGUAGAUUCUUUCCCUCUUUCCAUCUGGAUUUGUCAACCAAAAAGGUAUGCAUUGUCACAAAAAUUGCUGCAGACUUGUAAUCAGAUAUCUCUAAAUACAUCACAAAGUGAGUCCAGUGAUCUGACUGGCCGAUGGAAGCGGAAAAAGCUCUUGAAGGAGUAUUAUAGUACAGAGUCUGAUCCCUUGACAAAUGGUAGUCAGAAACCUUCAGAUACAUUUUUAAGAUUUUCCUCUUCAUCAUCAGAUGCAGAUAUUCAUGUCCUGGUUCACAUUCAUAAACAUGUCAGUAUGCAGAUCAAUCACUACCAGUAUCUGCUCCUGCUUUUCCUCCACGAGUCACUUAUUUUGCUUUCAGAGAAUUUAAGGAAAGAUGUAGAAGCUGUGACUGGCAAUCCAGCUAGUCAGACAUCCAUUUGCAUUGGAAUUUUACUUAAAAGUGCGGAAGUGGCUCUUUUGCUUCAUCCAGUAGAUAAAGCAAAUAGUCUUAAGUCUCCUGUUUCUGAAAGUGUGAGUCCAGUGGUUCCUGAUUAUUUGCCUACAGAAAAUGGAGAAUUUUUGUCUUCAAAAAGAAAACAAGUUAAUAGUGGUAUAAAACAAAUUAGAAGUGUAACUGUUAAUCAUAUGUCAGACAACAGAUCUAUGAGUAUUGACCUUAGCCAUGUCCCUUUGAAGGAUUCUUUGCUUUUUAAAUCAGCUAGUGAUACAAAUCUGCAAAAAGGUAUUUCUUUUCUGGAUUAUUUAUCAGAUAAAAAUUUAGGGAAAAUAAGCGAAGAUGGAAGUAGUGGAAUUGUUUGCAAAAGUGGCUCAGGAGAAAUUGGAUCAGAAACAAGUGGCAAAAAGGAUUCGUCUUAUACAGAUUCAAAUAGUGUCUUAAACUACAGAGAAGACUCAAGUAUGCUGUCAUUUGAUAAUGGUGGUAAUCAGAACAUACUUUCAAAUAGUUUAACUAGUAAAGGAAAUGAAACCAUAGAGUCAAUCUUUAAAGCUGAAGAUUUGCUUCCAGAAACAGUUUCACUCUCUGAGAACAUGGAAAUCAGUAAAGAAGAAGCACCCACAGUCAGAACACUUAAAUCACAGUCAUCUUUAAGCAGAAAGCCUAAGGAACGUUACCCACCCAACAUGGCUCCACUCUCUGUUUCUUAUAAGAACAUGAGAAGAAGCCCCUCACAAACCUCACUGGAUACCAUUUCACUUGACAGCAUGAUAUUGGAAGAACAGUUGUUAGAAAGUGAUGGAAGUGAUAGUCAUAUAUUUUUGGAAAAAGGUAUUAAAAAGAACUCAACUACAAAUUACCAGAGCCCAGCAGAUCGGGCAAAUGCCAGUGCAAACCUACAGAAUUAUGGUGAAACCUCUCCAGAUGCCAUCAGUACAAAUUCAGAGGGUGCUCAAGAAAAUCAUGAUGACCUGAUGUCAGUUGUGGUGUUUAAAAUUAUUGGUGUUAAUGGAGAAAUUGACAUCCGAGGGGAAGAUAUGGAAAUCUGUCUUCAAGUGGACCAAGUGACACCAGAUCAGUUAGGCAAUAUCAGUCUACGGCAUUACCUUUGUAAUCGUCCAGUAGUUUCAGAUCAUAAAGCUGUAAUUCAUUCUAAAUCCUCUCCUGAGAUUACUCUGAGAUUUGAAAGUGGGCCUGGUGCUGUAAUACACUCUUUGCUUGCAGAAAAGAAUGGCUUUCUGCAGUGCCAUAUAGAAAACUUUAGCACUGAGUUUCUUAUAUCUUCUCUUAUGAAUAUUCAACAUUUUUUGGAAGAUGAAACUGUUGCAACAGUGAUGCCAAUGAAGAUACAAGUUUCUAACACAAAAAUAAAUUUAAAAGAUGACAGUCCUCGUAGUAGUACAGUAUCCCUUGAACCAGCUCCUGUAACUGUUCAUAUUGAUCAUCUUGUGGUAGAGAGAAAUGAUGAUGGCUCUUUUCAUAUCAGAGAUUCUCAGAUGCUUAACUCUAGAAAUGAUUUGAAAGAAGAUGUCAAAAGUGAUUCAGUGCUGCUUACCAGUGGAAAGUGUGAUCUGAAAAAACAACGCAGUGUCACUCAAGCCACUCAGACGAGCCCAGAGGUUCCUUGGCCUUCUCGGUCAGUCAACUUUCCUGAGUGCUCCUUUGACUUUACUAGGGAACAGCUCAUGGAAGAGAAUGAAUCUCUUAAACAGGAAUUGGCUAAAGCUAAAACAGCUCUUGCAGAGGCUCACUUGGAAAAAGAUGCUCUUCUCCAUCACAUAAAGAAGAUGCAGUUGAAUAGCAGGAGUGGCAGUCAGAAACUUAAAUUAUAGCUCUGGAGUAUGGUGGUUAUAUUUAUAAUGUGAUGUUACCAAUUAGUGGAAGACUUUCCUUUUCAUGAAAAGACAAUAAAAUGAAAUAGAAUGUGAUGAAGUGGUGACUAUUCCAAAGCCAGUUUAGAAAAUACUAGGUACGGGCAUUACAGUCUUUUGGUUGUUUUGUGUUUUGGGGUUUAACCCUCUUUUAAACUGGUGUGAUAUAGGGAAGUCAACGCAUACUGUAAGAUAAUUACCUGCCUAAUGAAUAGAAGAUGUCAUUUCCUAAUUUUGAUAUUACAUUAUAGGCAUUUUUUAAAAAGAAAAAUUAAAAUCUAUGUGUUCCCACUAUUUAUCACUAUUUGUUAAUAAUUUACUAUUAUUUACAAAGAUUCAGAUGCUUUUAGGGCUAAUGUAAAAUAAAAGGAGGCUUACAUUUUAAAUGUUAUUAAAAUUAUGUACUUAAAUCUAUAAUUACUGUAAAAAAUCCAAUCAAAUUAAUAAAUAUCUAAUGGCUGGGUUUGAAAAUUCUAGAAAAUCAUCACCCUACUGCGCUUAUGAAGUAACUUGAAAAUGUGAAAAAGAAUCAUUUUAAGUAAUGGGUAAACUGUGUAAGUUGAAGCUAUAAUUUUCAACAAAGAAGAUGGCACAAAUGUUAAAAUAAAAAGCACAAACUGUAAAAAAGCAAGACAUUAGAGUAUAUGGCCAACUGAUUUAAAAAGCAUUAUUUGUACAUUCCUUUAAACGUUUAUCAUUAGAAGUAAAAGAGUAAUUUAACUAUCCUGCUAAAUUUAGCAGCAUUUGUAACUGUAAGAAUUUUAACUAAUACUAUUUAUAUUAGUUCUUUACCUUCAUCUUUCCUCUAUUUAAAGAAGGGAAUGUUUUCAGAGAAUUUUCUUUUCACGUACAUAAAACAAUUUCAUACCAUUCCUGUAGUAUCACAACAGGUGGAUGUUUGCACAUGUCAAAUUUAUAAUGCUAGUUUUGAUUAAAGUUCUAUGUGACUUAUAUAUAUUAUCUUCUAUAAUAAGAAAAACUGGUAAAUUUUGAAUUCUAUUUUCUAGGGAUUUUUAAGUUUGAAACCAACACGAGAGAGAAUCUCAAUCAUGCAUUAUGAAAUAAAAGUUUGAGUAUUUAAGAAACAGAGGCUUUUAACAAUUUAAAAUAUAUUUCUGAUAGAAUUAAACUAAGUGGGGUCUAUUUUAAAAUUCACAUUCUUAAACAUAAAUAUAACCAAGAUAGAACAUGAAACAGCUGGACUGCUCUUUCUUUAAGAUACUUGAAAAUUUUCAAAUUUUCAACCAUGUUCGGACACUUUAUGGUGCUUUGCUUGUUUGGCAUGACUUAUAUAGCCAUCCCUCUAUCUAAGUACUUGGAAGGAAAUACAUGUUUCAUUUUACAUUAAGUGUUGGAGUGAUUUUAGAUUUUAUUGAAAAUGGUACUGGCCUUUUUUUUUUUUUCUGUAAUGUCCAUUUUAAUUAACAUUAUUUAAAAUACAGACCCUGUUUUGGGAGCUAAGGAUACAGCAAAGAACAAGUUAAAUUGUUAUUAUUUUACCUCAGAGUGUUUUAAAAAUCCUGUUAAACCAUUUUAAUCUAAGACUAUUAUAUAGUUUUAGAUUAAAAGCAAAGGUCUAAUUAAAUAUUUUAAAUGUAUAGCUUAUAUCCUUAGUAGAGUACUUUUGAUCUGUAGGUAUAUAGUCAACAAAAGCAGUCUCUAUUAUAGAAAAGCAGGAUUGAUGGUACAUUAACUUCUUCAGAGCUUGCAGUGUUUCUCAGACUUGAGCUAUUUGCUCUAUAUGAAUUUUAAAUUUAUGUGUUAUAAUUAUUUAGUGUUACAGAUGCUGAAUGUUUUUCUUAUUUUCAAUUUACUUGGCCUUCUCAAGAAAAUGAUAUAAACAGUAGAGAUGAUAAUUAAUGUGGAUCUGAAUAUUCUGUAUGCUUUGUUAGACUUUUAAAAAUUUAUAGUGAUUACUAUUUUUAUAGAGAUUUAAAAUUAAUAAAACACUUCCAAAAGCAUUAUGUAAUUCCCACAGCAAACCUGGGAGGUAGGUAUUAUUCACAUUUUAAAAGUUAAAUAAAAAACUUAAGGCUCAGACAGAACAACUGACUUGACUGAAACCACAAUAACCUGCUCUUUUUACUUAAAUCCCAAUUAUAUGCUUUUAUUUUAUCUUAUUCCUUAUUUCACAGAUUUUUCCUGAGGUGGAGAAAGGAAUCACUUGUUGGUCUUUUAUCUGUUUUUCUUUUAAACAUAAAUAAUAAUACUUUUAAAGUGUGUGUGUGUAUGAUGUGUGUAUUAUUCAAACUAUUUAAAAGAUAAGGGGAGAAUUUUUUUUAAGUUAACCUCAACCUUUUUAGCUGUGUGAGAAAUAUAGGAAUCAACUUGUAAUAAACUUACCAGAGUUUUUAAAUGACCACAAAUUAGAUAUAAAGUUGCCAUGUCUUUGCUAAGUCCCUAGCAGAGAUGUUAAUAAUCAGGGGAAGAAAAUGAUAUUUGUGUUUUCCUUUUUAAUUUUACGUAUGUGAACAACAUUUUCUUGGCAUCUUGUAUUUUUUUUCUUUUCUCAUUUUAUCCUAGAAUUCAAAAGAUCACCAUGUGACACUAGUUGUAAUGAAACAUUAUUUUUAUUUAAGCCAUGUAAGAAUGGCUAUAUAAGAUUGCAGGCAAAUAUAUGUGAAAAAAUUAACCAGAAACUCCUUUUGGAUUUUUAUUGUAGUUAUUGUUAUUCAGUACUUGUCAAUACAGGGGUUAAAACUUCCUCUUUAAGUUUUUAUUAACGUAUCCAAUCUAAGGUACCACCAUCACCCUGGUUUCCAAGCUGGUAACCUAGAACUCCUCUUAGACACCUUCCUCUCCCUAACUGCAACCCCCCACCCCCAAAUCAGUUCACUACUGCGUCCUGUUAUUUUACCUUGUAAAUUUGUCUACUUCUCUUCACUUACCACCUUCCUAAUCUAAGCUACCAUCAGCACUUUUUACCUGCAUUACUGCAGUCGACUCCUAACUGGUCUUCCUAAGCUGCUCUGUCCUUCCUGAUUCAUUUUUAUAGGCAGGGAGAAUUCUCUUUUUUGAAGUGCAGUUUUAAUCAAGGCAACCCACCUACCCCCAGUUUCACCUCUAGCUUAAAACACAUUAAUGGCGUUUCAUUGCUCUUAUGAUUAAAACAAAAAUAUUUUAUGUUGCCUAUGAGAUUAUGUAUUAGGACCACUAUUUAUAUUAUAAUUCUGAACGUUGAAAAAGUUAAUGUCUCAAAACAUUAAAACAAUGACUGGCACAUCACCUUAAAAAGCAUUUAAUAGAGGUUAGUUAUUAUUAUUACUUCUUAGUUUCAUUUUGCACCAUGUUUCACUUUCUUUGUGUUCUACCCUCAUUGCACUUUAACUGUCUGGAAUAAGUGAGAAUCAAGGUGCCUCUUCCACCAUAGGAACCUUUGUUCAUGCUAUUCCUUUGGCUUGAAGUACUUUCAUCACUUAGUUAAUUCCUAUUUGUCUUUUGGAUCUCAGCUCAUUCAUCACUUCCUCAGGGAAGCAUUCCCUAAUUUCUUUCACCAGAGUAAGACCCACUGUUAUACAUUAUCACACGAACACAUACCACUACUUAGCAUUGAACACCUUUGUAAUUUAAUAUGUUUUUGAUUAAUGUAGACCCUCUACAUUGUAAACUCCAUGAGGACAGGAAUUGUGUGUGUUUUUGUUGUCACUGUUCAACUUUGCAUUCCUUGUGCCUCAUACAGUGCCUGGCACAUAGUAGGUUCUCAAUAA
Molecule: messenger RNA, 8407 nt
Organism: Balaenoptera ricei (Rice's whale)
Lineage: Eukaryota; Metazoa; Chordata; Mammalia; Artiodactyla; Balaenopteridae
Gene: BLTP3B
Product: bridge-like lipid transfer protein family member 3B
Source: RefSeq, a predicted model, not a curated record